UACGUGUCUAGGCGUCUACGUAUCGUUGUCGAGUUCAGUUUCCUCCUUCGUCGUCUUCGAGAAUGAGAUCGACGCUGACUCGCGUCGACGGCGUUCGAUCGCUUCCCGAGAUCCGCGCGCGUAUCGAUCGCGUGCUUCCACCUUUUUGACGGAAGAAAUCAUCGAGCCAUUGGGAACAAGAAGGUGCAAGAUUGGCAACAAGUGAAGAAGAAAAUUUUUUUUAUUCAAUUUUCUUUCCCCAUUCGUAUUUAUUAGAAACGGUCGAGUUUUUUGCGAAAAAUUGUGCGCGACAAUCGAAACUUCAGAAUCUCGAGUGAAAGGAAGUUUAUGGAAAAGGAGAAACUUUACUUGGAAUCAUCAGACUUUCUAAGAAAAAGUGUCCCGAGUGACCUUGGAUUUAGCCACAUUUUAACAGGUUCCACAGCAUAUUUACCUCGCAAACCAAUGAAACAGACUCCACAACUCACACACGAGUAUCUACUCCAAUAAUUCUCUCGUUCUUCAACUUUCAAACCGUCCGACUAUAAAAUCUGAAGGCUCAAUGACAACCAUGGAGCGUGGAAUAUUACGACAGAUGUUUAUUGGAAUCGUUUGCAACCUUCUGAUCAUCGAUAGUGGAUUGAACGAAGGAUGGAGCACUCCUAUUAUACCAAAAUUCGACCAGGACGAUCCUUUGAAAGUGUCCAGCGACAAAGUGGUUUGGAUAGUGAAUUUGAUGUACGUCGGUGUUGGUCUCGGCUCAGUCGUGCCGUUUCUUUUGAUGGACAGGAUCGGUCGCAAAGGAACGCUACUAUUCGCCACGAUACCAAAGAUUGCCAGCUGGAUUUUAAUCGGCUUGGCAGCUACCGUUCAACAGCUUUACUUUGGUAGAAUACUUGCUGGCAUUGGAUGUGGAAUAACGUACGCUGUGAUGCCUAUGUACUUGGGCGAAGUUAGCAGCAAAAAGACUCGUGGACCGUUAGGUACUCUGAUGGCUGUGCUUCUAAACACGGGGAUGAUGCUAGCGUACGCGAUCGGCUUAUGGGUGUCUCGUUUCACGAUGUCCAUGAUCUCGGUCUCGAUACCCUUAAUAUUCCUCUUGACGUUUGUCUGGUUACCGGAAAGCUCCGUGUUCCUCACGAAGAAGAACAAACUAAUAUCCGCGGAGAGGACGUUGAAAUGGGCGUUAGGAAAGGACGACGUCAUGGAGGAACUGGAAGAAAUCAAACGGAUCGUAGCGACCGAGGAUCACAGCCCCGAUAGAACGUUGGGAAGAUCAUUGCGGGAGAUGUUCACUAGGCGUGAGAAUCGUCGUGCUUUUCGUAUCGCUGUGAUUGUCAUGAGCGCGUUGACGUUAACGGGGGCAGCUCCUUUGCUCGCUUAUCAAUCGUUCAUAUUCGAGGAAGCUGGCUUCGAGGUUGCAACGAACGUUAGCAUCGUGAUGACCGGAUGUGCAAUUGUAUUAGCUGGAAGCGUGUGCGUGUUGCUGGUGAGGAUGGCCGGCAAGAGAUUGCUGUUGCUGAUCUCGACGCCCAUCUGUGUGGUGUCCUUGACGAUGAUGGGAAUCUUCUUCGGGCUCCUGACGAGCGACCACGACGUCUCCAAGCUACGAUGGAUACCCAGCGUGUUCCUUGUGAUUUAUGUGCUUGGGUACGGACUCGCGUUGAACCCAAUCCCGCUGGCCUACGUAGGCGAGAUCUUUCACAUAGAUGUGAAGGUACCUGCCGCGAUAUUCUGCUCAGUCUAUUACGCCAUCGCUACCACUACAAUGGUAAAAUUCUAUCAGGUGCUGCAAGAAUCGUACGGGACGUACAUGCCAAUAUUGGUGUUCGCUGUGAUUACUUUACUUAUAUGGUUACUAAUUUAUCGAUACGUGCCAGAGACCGAAGGGAAGACCUUGGAGGAAAUACAAAUAGAAUUACGAAGAAAAUAUUGACAAUUUUUAUUGACUCGAUUCAGCCUUGUAAAUUAUUUAAUAAAGUAUAUAUGACACUCUUAAAUAAAA
This is a messenger RNA of Bombus pascuorum, 1984 nucleotides long. Its product is annotated as facilitated trehalose transporter Tret1-like. Gene Ontology annotation, molecular function: adenosine deaminase activity; transmembrane transporter activity; RNA binding. The transcript has 5 exons. Bases 542 to 1915 code for a protein of 457 amino acids. Gene Ontology annotation, biological process: RNA processing; transmembrane transport. Gene Ontology annotation, cellular component: membrane. The record is from RefSeq and is a predicted model, not a curated record. Lineage: Eukaryota; Metazoa; Arthropoda; Insecta; Hymenoptera; Apidae.